This is a messenger RNA of Phyllotreta striolata, 1779 nucleotides long. Lineage: Eukaryota; Metazoa; Arthropoda; Insecta; Coleoptera; Chrysomelidae. The record is from the annotation of a GenBank genome assembly.
AUGUCUUCAGGACUGGAGACAGGCGCGGGCGACUACGUGCAGACAGAACUUAUCUCCGGUGUGGAAUUCGUAAAUAAGCCGAAAUCCUAUUGUAUCAACGGCGACAAUAUAAUCAAAGAUGGAAAGAAAUACAGGAAUGGAAUUAGGAAAAACGGGUUUUCAAACGGGCAUAUAUUGACUUCAUCGGAUGAAGAAUCGUCCAGAAUAAAAGCAAAUGGAAUACAAGUAAAUGGCUACAACGACAGGCCGAACAGCCUGAAACAUGACCCGAAAAUUCGACAAAUCAAAGAAUCCUUCGAACCGCCGACCCUCUUCACCAAGGCGCUCACCCAAAUCAGCUUCUAUGUCCUGGUGAUAAUCGGCUACCUCAGCUACUUCUUCUUCCCGCCCAAGAUGGCGAAAGAGAAGAACCGCGAGGGCUACAGGACCCUGCUCGACAGCUUCGCCGCCUUUUACUCGCGCUACGUCUACAGGAGGAUCAGGGAUUGUUGGAACUAUCCCAUUUGCAGCGUUCCCGGCAGCGAGGUCGUGCUGAAGGACAGGAUCACCAAGGACAGCUGUUGGACGUUCGAGUACACCGGCUCGACGACGAAAUGCCUCAACCUGGCGUCGUACAACUACCUCGGCUUCUCGGAGGCGUCCGGCCCGUGCGCCGAGCACGCCAUCCGGACCAUCUACACGCACGGCAUCAGCACCGGCGGCACCAGACAGCGGUACGGCACCUGCACGCUGCACGACGAGCUCGAGCGGCUGACGGCCGAGUUCCUCGGCGUCGAGGACGCCGUCACCUUCGGCAUGGGCUUCGCCACCAACUCCUUGAACAUUCCGACGCUGGUCGACGACCAGUGCUUGGUCAUCAGCGACGAGAAGAACCACGCCAGCGUCAUACUGGGCAUCAAGCUGAACAGCCCCAAGAUUCGGGUGUUCAAGCAUAAUAACGUCCACCACUUGGAGAAGCUCCUCCAGGAGGCGAUCUACUACGGCCAGCCGAACCAGCCGAAGGGCUCCCACAAACCCUGGAAGAAGAUCAUCAUCAUCGUGGAGGGCGUGUACAGCAUGGAGGGCACCAUUUGCCGCCUGCCCGAGAUCAUAGCGCUCAAGAAAAAGUACAAGGCCUAUUUGUACUUGGACGAGGCGCACAGCAUCGGGGCGAUGGGCAAGCACGGCAAGGGCGUCGUCGACUACUUCGACUGCGACCCCAAGGACGUCGACGUCCUGAUGGGCACCUUCACCAAGAGCUUCGGCGGCGCCGGCGGCUACCUGGCCGGAUCCAAGGAAUUCAUAACGUUCAUAAGGGAGCACAGUCACGCCUCGGGCCACGCUUGGGCGAUGUCUCCGCCGGUGGCCGCCCAGAUCAUAUCGGUGAUUCGAAUUAUACUGGGCAAGGACGGCACCAACGAGGGCCAGCGGCGGAUCGAAAACCUGGCGAGGAACACGCGCUAUUUCAGGCUGAGAUUGGAGCAAAUGGGGCUGAUCGUGCACGGCAACGAGGACUCGCCUGUGGUUCCCAUUUUGGUCUACCUCUACUCGAAAAUAGCCGUGGUGGUGCGGACUCUAAUCCAGGAGAAGAUAGCCACGGUCGGGGUGGGUUAUCCAGCCACGCCGCUAACCGAGAGCCGGAUAAGGAUUUGCCUGUCGGCCGGCCACACUAAGGAGCAACUCGACUACGCGUUGGAGGUUAUUGAGAAGGUCGCCGAUCACGCGGGGCUCAAAUACUCGCGUCGACCGCGCGAUCCCAAUCCUAUAGAUUACAGCAAAAUCAAAGUUUACGUAGAGUAG